Molecule: messenger RNA, 1401 nt
Organism: Penicillium maclennaniae
Lineage: Eukaryota; Fungi; Ascomycota; Eurotiomycetes; Eurotiales; Aspergillaceae
Exons: 6
Coding region: 1-1401 (466 amino acids)
Biological process (GO): proteolysis
Molecular function (GO): metalloaminopeptidase activity
Source: RefSeq, a predicted model, not a curated record
AUGGGAUCAAAGACUCCUGAACACGAGAGCCAUACCAAUGGCAAUGACCCGUCCGGCUCAAUCAAUGCCAACGGCGUCGGCGGCGAACCACGUGGAAUUCAUCUCUCCCGGGAUGGAGAUGGUAGUCUGGGAGAUGACGAUGGGGGAGAAGAUGCCGACGGAGACCAUACGGCUGGCGAAGUCAAAGUAUCGCUAAACCCGCACUCUACGGCCGCUUCUACCAAGAAGAAGCGAAAGAAGUCUAAAAAGAAGGCCUCAGCUGUUCAACAGACGUCGCCACCAAGAAUCCCUCUCGACCGGAUCUUCCCUCUAGGCCAAUACUCAAGCGGAGAGAUUCAGGAGUAUGGAUCAGUGGUCGAAAACACCGCCCGCACGACUGCCGAGGAAGACCGAUACGAGUCGCGUCGUCAAAUUCACGACGACAAAUUCUUGAACAACUAUCGCAAAGCAGCGGAGAUUCAUCGCCAGGUCCGAAAAUAUACACAGGAGACUGCUCGGCCCGGUUCAACCCUCACAGAAAUUGCCGUGAACAUCGAAGAUGGCGUGAGAGCGCUGCUCGAUAAUCAGGGACUUGAACCUGGAAGCGGGCUUGUUUCAGGAAUGGGUUUUCCUACGGGACUCUCCCUGAAUAACUGUGUGGCGCAUUACACGCCUAAUCCUGGCCAGAAGGAAGUUGUCUUGAAGUCGACCGAUGUGAUGAAGGUUGACUUCGGCGUCCAUAUCAACGGUUGGAUUGUCGAUAGCGCCUUCACUAUGUCAUGGGAUCCGACCUAUGACAACCUGCUUGCUGCAGUGAAGGAUGCAACCAAUACCGGGAUCAAGAAUGCUGGAGUCGACGUCCGUAUCUGCGAUAUCAGCGCUGCUAUUCAGGAGGCAAUGGAAAGUUACGAAGUAGAAAUCGGGGCCAAAACUUUCCCCGUAAAAGCAGUUCGAGAACUUAGCGGACAUGAUAUCAAGCAAUAUCAGAUUCAUGGUGGCAAGUCCAUUCCCUUUGUGAAGAACAAGGACCAGACCAAGAUGGAAGAGGGGGAAGUCUUCGCCAUCGAAACGUUCGGUACUACCGGGCGGGGUCGUUUGAUGGAUGGACCCGGAGUCUAUGGGUACGGCAAAGACCCACUUGCGCCGAAGAAUAUCGUCUCGCCUCUUGCCAUGGCCAGGUCAGUCAAUAAGACUAUCAAUGACCAUUUUGGCUCGCUUGUCUUUUGUCGUCGGUACCUUGAUCGCCUUGGUAUCCCACUAGGGAGUUAUUUGGCGGGUAUUAACAACCUUGCCUCCCAAGGGAUCGUCGAGAUCUAUCCUCCUCUGAUGGACAGUGAGGGGUCAUACUCGGCACAAUUUGAGCAUACCAUCUUGCUGGGAGAGUCUAGCAAGGAAGUUAUCAGCCGCGGCGAUGACUACUGA